AUGAAUGCUCUUUUGGAUUAUGGUUCAUCUUCAAGCAGUACAGACGGCGAUAGCAGUGAUGAGGAAAAAGAGAAAACUGAGGAUCGAAAAGAGGACGAGAAACCAAAGUUACCAAAACCUACCCUAGGUGAAAACAGUCUACACACUUCGGUGUUUUCAAAUCCAUUUGCCCAAGCAGAACUAGCAAAAGCUGCAAUCUUAGAAAAACAUGUCAAAAUGGUUCCAGGUAUAGACAAUACUCAGAUGAUCAAUGGAAAGAAAAUAUGCUGGAAUUAUAGAAAAGGCAAAUGUAGAUUUGGCCAUAACUGCAAGUAUGCACAUGAUUCUGAUAUCCAAAAAUCUACAGAGGAAUUAGAAGCAGAAAAACAAAAACUUAACAGUGUUGUUUGUGAAGGAGCUGGCACUGUUGCAUCAGCACCUCCCCCUCAAGUUAUUCUUGAUUCACCUCUGGCCACUAAUGAAGAUGUGUGGGAUGGGAAAGUUGGUAAAAAGAAAAAACGACCUGGUUUAUCCCAGGGCUUAGUACCAGGAAAAAAGGUUAUAAAAAUGUAUAAGGAACAGAAAAUCAAAGAUAAUGUUAUUAAAAAAGUG
Messenger RNA from Brenthis ino (lesser marbled fritillary), 591 nucleotides. Lineage: Eukaryota; Metazoa; Arthropoda; Insecta; Lepidoptera; Nymphalidae. The record is from the annotation of a GenBank genome assembly.